Messenger RNA from Drosophila ananassae, 1848 nucleotides. RefSeq names its product sialin. Lineage: Eukaryota; Metazoa; Arthropoda; Insecta; Diptera; Drosophilidae. The transcript has 6 exons. Gene Ontology annotation, biological process: transmembrane transport; monoatomic anion transport. Gene Ontology annotation, molecular function: transmembrane transporter activity. Bases 210 to 1730 code for a protein of 506 amino acids. The record is from RefSeq and is a predicted model, not a curated record.
AGAACAACGAUAAACUAACCGACAGAUCGUGACAAAUUGCAAAUAAUUCCGCGUUUUUACAUCGCCAGCCGAUCGACUAGCAUUUCCAGCGGUUUCGAAGUCAGUCGCUCUUUAGCUUGGGUCACCUGCGGUUUUGGGACCGUCCCCCAUGUUUCGAUAAGUGUUUUGUGUCUGUAUUGGAAAUAAAUUUUAAAAUUAUUUACUAAAAUAUGUCAUGCAAAUCGUGGACCCUGCCGCGCAUGUCGCAAUCGGGUCCAUCCACCCACAGUCUCCUGAAUUCAGUGCGCCUCACUUAUGCCUUAUGCGCUUUUUUGAAUUGUUUUCUUCACGCCGCCAUGAGAAACAUGCUCGGCAUGAUUAUACUGAAAAUGGUCAAGCCCCGCCCAGAGGAUCACCUGGAGACUGCAUCCCAGGUGGCCCAACAGCUGGGGGAGUACAAUGUUACCACUACGGGACGCUGUGGGGACUAUCGACUCGGCCCCAACCCAAUAGUCCAAGUGCCCCAGACAGGUGAUUUGCAUUGGACCCGUAACCAGGAGUUAACAUUUCCCGGAAUUUAUUAUUAUGGCUAUGUGGUUUCCUUAUUUCUUGCCGGUCAUUUAGCUGAUCGAUACAGCAGCAAGAGGAUUUUAAUCCUAUCUCUUGCCCUGACAGCCCUGGUCUAUAUCCUGUUACCAUUAAUGGCUCAUUACAGCUUCGAAGCGGCAGCGGCCAAUCUGGUAAUCUGUGGAAUACUGGCGGGCGGCGGAAAUCCAGCUAUGUAUAAGCUCUUCGUUAUUUGGGCGCAUCCCACGGAAAGGACCUCUUUGAUUGCGUUUGCCUACAGCGGGAUUCUUAUAGGAUCUCUGAUGAUAUUUCCCCUGGCUGGUUUCCUAAGCGAAUUUUUCUGGGAGCUCCCGUUCUACGUACUGGGCUCCGUGUCAUUGAUUUUUGGAAUAAUUUGCUUCUGGCUCAUAUACGACAAUUUGGACCAACAUCCUCGUAUAUCAAAGACGGAAUUGGACUACUUACAACAAGGAGUUGUGGUGCAAACCAAUCCGACGGCUAAGGUUCCUUGGAAAAAAUUGCUGAGCUCCCUUCCGGUAUACUCCUUCAUUAUGACCCAUGUAUUUCAUAAUUACACAUUCUUGGUGCUUGCAAUUUUAAUGCCACGAUUAAUGCGUGAGGCCAUGGAAUUUGAUUUGAGGCAUGUGGGUGUUUUCUCAUCUAUUCCGUUCUUGGGCGCAUGCUGCUCCAAGGCAGUGUGCAUCCUUGGCGGAGGCUACCUAGAGCGACGCAUGGGAUCUCAGCAAAACUGGAUACGUCGGCUUCUUUAUGUGAUCAGCUGCAUUGUGACAAUAUCCUGCACAAUCGUCAUCAUCAUGUCUGAUUGUGGAAACAAAAUGUUGGUUCUGUUUAUGUUUUCCCUACUCAUGUGCUUCUCGGAUAUGGGAUUCGGCAUCUACUGGCCCACCUUGCUUUACUUUGGGCCCUCCUUUGCGGGUUUAAUUUCGGGAGUGGCCAAUGGAUUGGCGCAUCUAUCCGGAUUUUUGGCGCCACAACUUGUUGCCUCCCUCGUGCAUACCGGUAGUAAACCCGAAUGGAAUAUGGUUCUGUUGAGUUUGGUUGCCUUUAACAUCAUGGCCUUGCUGGUAUUUGGAUUGUGCAGCAGUACCAACUUACAACCAUGGGAUCCAAGAAGCAAUAAGGCGCCAACUAGAAACAGAGAAGCCAAAGAGAAUAAUAGUUAGCUUUUAAUUUGUUUUCGUUGUUUUAAAUUUUUCGCGCCAAGUUGCGUUUAACAUUUUUAUCGAUAAAAUAACAGCUAGAGAUGUGAUAACAGAAUAAUAAAUACUGUUUCAACUUUAA